This is a messenger RNA of Salvelinus sp. IW2-2015, 2034 nucleotides long. NCBI's taxonomy places the organism in Eukaryota, Metazoa, Chordata, Actinopteri, Salmoniformes, Salmonidae. The record is from RefSeq and is a predicted model, not a curated record.
UUGCGACAGUUGGUGGAAGCACAUUCAACGGCAGUGUCAUGGCGACGUACGGGGGCAGUUUUGAAAGUGUUAACAGCAUCGAAGACCGAAAAGAAUACAAACGUAAAGCCAGGGAGGAGGUUAUUCAGAAGGCGAAGCAGCAGUAUGAGAAGGAGGAGAAGAGGAAGGAGCUGAAGAGACAGAGAGGAGAGGACACCUGGAUGCUCCCUGAAGUUGACCUCCGACUGCAGCAGCUAGAACAGGAGGUUUCAGGCAAGAAGAAGAAAGAGAAAAAGGCCAAGAAGAGUAAGAAGACUGCAACUGUAGAUGAUGGAGGACUAGGUUGGCUCAGGAAGUCUUACCAGAGGAUGAGAGAGCAGGCGGAGCGAGAGCAACGCAGUCUGGAGGUCAUAGUGGCAGAGCGAUAUGGGUCCUUGGAGAAGUUUCAGAAGAGGAUGGAUGAGGCUGAGAUUGCUGUGUAUGGCUACAAGAGAGAAGAGGGAAAAGGAUGUGUCUUCAGGUCUGACAGCAGUAGUGACAGUUUGAGUGAGGAGGAGGAAGAGGUACCGAUCCUCACAGAUGAAGAGAUGAACAAACUGGGGGCCAGGCUGGUGAAGGCAGAGAUUAUGGGUAACACGGCUCUGAUGGAGAAACUGAAGAUCCAGCUGGAAUCAGCCCGUAAAGCCAAGGAGAAUCGUGCCGCACAGCAACCUGGGAAAUCAGACAGGGAAGUACUUCUCUUCAGAACAGACCAAUCGGGUCGCGCCUGGCCGGUUAAUGCCUCUUCGGAACCCCAGGAGCCCAGAGGAGGACGUAGGAAAAAGAAGGCGAUUGAGACCCACAGGGAUGGGGAGCGUAUGAGAUACUUCCAGGAUGAUGACAGUGUGGGUCUUCAUGAGAUGGUCCGCAGGGAGAAGAUGAGCUCUGCAGAGGACCAGAAUUCCCUCUACGCACGCAUGMCUGGCAAGAUGAUGGGGAAGACAGACGACGACAACUACACCCUGGAUGACAUGUUUGUUUCCAGCGUGGCUCAGAGAGAGGGCGAGGGGCGAGACGAGGAGAGGAUGAGGAGCAGAGCCAUAGCGGAGGCACGGCGACUGGCCGUUACCAUGGAGAAAUGCCGUCACUGCUUCAGCAGACUGAGCUCCAGAAACCUGCUAAUCGCAUACGGAACGCAGGUGUAUCUGAGCCUGCCUGGAGGUGUGUCUCUGACAGAGGGUCACUGUCUGAUCACUCCACUGCAACACCACUGCUCUGCCACUGGAUUGGACGAGGACGUGUGGACCGAGAUCCAGGUGUUCCGCAGGGCGCUGGUGCAGAUGUUUGAGUCUCAGGAUCAGGACUGUGUGUUUAUGGAGACCCACAUGAACCCAAAGAGACGCCAGCACAUGGUCCUGGAGUGUAUCCCUCUACCCAGAGAACUGGGAGACAUGGCUCCUAUCUACUUUAAGAAAGCCAUCAUGGAAUGUGAUGAGGAGUGGGCCAUGAAUAAGAAGGUUGUGGAUCUCUCCUCCAAAGACAUCCGCCACGCUGUGCCGCGGGGUCUGCCAUAUUUCUCAGUAGACUUUGGUCUUCAGGGGGGCUUUGCUCACGUCAUUGAAAACGAACUCAAGUUCCCCCACUACUUUGGCAAGGAGAUAGUUGGGGGGAUGUUGGACGUGGAGCCGAGGAUAUGGAGGAAGUCCAUCAGAGAGAACUUUGACGACCAGCGGAAGAAAGUCCUUGAGUUCUCCCAGUGGUGGAAACCCUUUGACUGCAACAAGACGGACAGCUGAACCAACCAWCCAACACAUCUCAAUAAUCCCCUAGCCCCUGCAAAUAUACAGUAGAUGUAACUGCAAGCCAUAUGGCGUUAGCCCCGCCUUGUCUUCUGAGAUGAAGAAUCUGUCUGCUUUAUAAUCCUCUGAUCCUGUCAACACAUUGUUUUACUCUGAGAUUAUUCUGAUUAAAUAUGGGCAGAAGGCCAUAAAAUAACUGUUUUAAAAGCUGAUGUACAAUUGUUGUGUAUGUUGGGAUARGUUGUUUUACCCUCUUAAAAAMAAAUGAUUAUGAUGC